GAACCGCGAGAAGAUCUUGGUGUUCUGGGGGCGGUGGAGGGCUCGCUCUAGGCGCUGCAGAGCGGGUUGAGGCAGCGGCAGCGAGGGAGGCUGUCGAGUUGUUGUUCGAUACUUUCCAUGUAGUGUCCAAGAUAAUUAAUGAUCUGAAUGCUCUAGCAGUGGAGGUUUGUGGCGACUACCUUGGACAUGUACUUGAGCUUCUAAAUUCAUGUUCCACUGAAGUACUUGAUCUUGUAAAGCAGAGUAUUUUACAGGGUGGAAAACUCCUGAAGGAUCUUGUGCCUCUAGUAAUGAAUUCAAUAAUAGAAACACUAGUUCAGAAGUCUGUGGAGGACUUGAGACAACUAAAGGGAAUAACUGCAACAUAUAGGAUGACUAAUAAGCCUCUUCCUGUUAGGCAUUCACCAUAUGUGGUAUGGAUAUUGCGUCCCUUGAAGGCUUUUUUGGAUGGUGAGCGAGCUGCCACAUAUUUGACGGUGAAAUCAGGAAUGAACUCUUACGAGGUGCUGCCUUUGAGAUCACUGGUCGUUAUCAUGUAUUGGCUGCCGACCUCGUUAGUGUGGCUAGGAAAACAGAGUCUUCACUGCAGAGAAUACGUCAGGGUGCACAAAGACGAGCUCGAGCAAGCUCAGAUGUCUAAGACCAAUGCAUUAAAAUAAGUGAACAUAUCAAAGCAAAAUGAUUUUCAUCAUUUCUUUCAUACUUUGGGUCUCUUUGUACAGACUUUCUGAAAGGAAGGCAUUGAGCAUAGGUAUAUCCAUCCAUUUCAAUGGAAAAUGAAGUCCUUUGCAUGGAGGCUUACACAUGAUGUAAGAUGUAGCAUAUUUAAGUUUGAGAUCAGAAAAACAGAUCGAUAGUGUUAGUUUCUUCUCAAGUGUAUUUGGUGGUUGUGAAUUUGACGAAAAAUUAUUCAUGAAAUUCGAGUUUAAAAAGGUGUGUUUUAUAUAACUGUCAUCUAUAAUUCUCAUAAA
Cornus florida is the source of this 971-nucleotide messenger RNA. RefSeq names its product conserved oligomeric Golgi complex subunit 2-like. Gene Ontology annotation, cellular component: membrane; COG complex. NCBI's taxonomy places the organism in Eukaryota, Viridiplantae, Streptophyta, Magnoliopsida, Cornales, Cornaceae. The coding region runs from base 291 to 659 and encodes 122 amino acids. The record is from RefSeq and is a predicted model, not a curated record. The transcript has 5 exons. Gene Ontology annotation, biological process: intra-Golgi vesicle-mediated transport; protein transport; Golgi organization.